Tachysurus fulvidraco (yellow catfish) is the source of this 10398-nucleotide messenger RNA. It is a transcript of the gene sipa1l3, whose product is annotated as signal-induced proliferation-associated 1 like 3. Bases 451 to 5589 code for a protein of 1712 amino acids. The transcript has 22 exons. The record is from RefSeq and is a predicted model, not a curated record. Gene Ontology annotation, biological process: regulation of small GTPase mediated signal transduction; establishment of epithelial cell polarity; epithelial cell morphogenesis. Gene Ontology annotation, molecular function: protein binding; GTPase activator activity. Gene Ontology annotation, cellular component: plasma membrane; cytoplasm; Golgi apparatus. Lineage: Eukaryota; Metazoa; Chordata; Actinopteri; Siluriformes; Bagridae.
AGAGAGAGAGCGAGAGAAAGAGAGAGAGAAGCUGUUCAUACCGCACAGUUGGGUGAGAAACGACCUUUUACAUGUUGGAUUCUGAAUCAUAUAAAAGAAUAGACUCGACUAACGAAGGGAUUUAACUCUUUCUCGCUCGAGCGGAUCAGCAAAGAUAGACGUGACCUGCAGCCAUGAGACGAUGUGGACCGAUCGGAGUCGGAGUUCUCUAAAGCACGUCUGUGCCAGAAGUGAAAUCUGCCUUUUUGCCACUUCACUGUGAUUGGUGGAGGUCUAUCUGGGGAGGCGUGGUCCUGCCCCACUCACACAACAUGAGCAUAGGAAGCAGAGGACAAAGCCAGCGUGUGGAGCUCCUGCUUGCUCCUCUCAGCUCGGGAUGCACUCUUCCCUACAGCCUUUCCCAUUUUACACGUUGCCCCAUUUUACGGCCCUGAUACCACACCGGGCACCAUGAACAUGUACAGAGACCCUGGCCCUCUCUCUCAGCCCCUCCCUCCUGUUCACCUGCGACUGCCUCUCCACAAUGGCCACGCCUCUCCGGCCGACGGCAACUUAUCUCGAGUGUCUGUGCCCAAGAUGGGCGUACGGGCGCGCAUCGCCGAAUGGCCCCCAAGGAGAGAGCUUUCCCGAGAAUCACUGCUGGAAAAUGGGCAGGGUGUGACAUCAGAGAGCAGUAGUGUCGAGGAGGGGUUUAACCGAGGGGGUAUGGCAAGGGUGCCACAGCUGCGACGCAGUAAGGAUGCAGAGUUCCGAGAGGGACGAAAUCCAAGGGAUGUCCCAGGUUCUCCGGCACGUUUCCGGAUCCCAGGAUUCGCUCCGCUGCGCCAGCGUUCCAGCAGCGAAAUCACGUUAAGCGAACAGGAUGAAACGGAAGUCGAUGGUCGUCUGUUCCGGGUGUACGGCAGCACGUCGUCCAUCAACGUCCAGGCCGUGCCUGAAGAGAGCUUCUUCGACAUGCUCAGUCAGUUUCAGCAGGAGAUGCCAGACCAACGCAGUGCUGCCCCUGCCAGGCUUGGAGAAUUACUGCGAGCUGAAUCCUCACUCAUCCCAUCCCCUUCUCCUGUCCCUUCCAUCCCUCGUUCCGAAGAUCGCCCUGAAAGCCGAGUGCGCAAAAAGAGUGGCGGUACGGAAUCAUCCCUCGGGACCUCAUCCCUGUUUCGUAAGCUUCGCAACACCAACAAGGGAGAUUCCGAAGCCUCACGCAAUGACUCGGAUGAGAUGCGACAGUCAGAGACUUCUCUCAAACCGUGGCUGUGUGUUCGCAGCUUUGCACACUAUGACUCUCAGAGCCUCUUGUUUGACCUACACGAGGCAGCUGCCCAGCGCAGCUAUGCAGCCCAAAGACGUAACACAGCCACAGGGGCGUCCUCAGCUUCUGCCACUUCCUCAGCAGCCGUCUCAUUGGCUGUGACCCGUGCUCUGGCACUGGGCGGAGCCGAACCCACCUUCUCUAGUACGGAUGACCUAAGUUUGUUAAUGGAGGGCUCUAUCUUGGGCACAGAAGCCUGCGAGUCAGCAGGGUUGGACAGCUUGAACACAGGUCCUCAGCAUCAGCUCCUGCUUACCUGUCCCAACUUCCUGAAUGAGACUGGGAGUUAUGGCGAGCGUAACGUAAGCUUUCUGAGCUCAUGGGCAGAGCGCGGGGAGGCCAGGCUACGUAUGCGCUGUACUAACGCCAGCAUAGCCGUGUUGGAGGUGGGGUCAGAAGAGCAGGCCACACGCAUGGAGAGACUGCAGAAUCACAGCAUAGAGCACGUGGACCUGGGAGCCCGAUACUACCGGGAAUACUUCAACGGGAAAGAGCACUGUAACUACUUUGGAACAGAUGAGAAGUUGGGGCCCGUGGCUCUGAGCAUCCGCAGAGAGAAACUGGACGACACCAAAGAGCUGAAGGACCAAUACCAAUAUCGCAUCAUCUUCCGUACCAGUGAGAUGGUGACUCUACGAGGCUUUAUCCUGGAGGAUGUCGUGCCCUCCACAGCGAAACACGGGACGGUGCGAGGUCUGCCCCUGAAGGAGGUGCUGGAGUUCGUUCUGCCGGAGUUGAACCUGUCGUGUCUACGUUUGUCUCUCAACACCCCCAAAGUCACCGAGCAGCUGCUGAAACUGGACGAACAAGGCCUGAGCCAGAAGCAUAAGGUGGGAAUCUUGCUGUGCCGAGCAAAUCAGAGCACUGAGGAGGAGAUGUACAACAACGAGGAGGCAACACCAGCCUUCACCGCCUUCCUGGAGCUGCUGGGGGACACAGUGUGUUUAAAGGGAUUCAACAAGUAUGCUGCUCAGCUGGACACCAAGACCGACUCCACCGGGACACACUCCUUGUACACCACCUAUCAGGACUACGAGAUCAUGUUUCAUGUUUCUACAAUGCUACCGUACAUGCCCAACAACCCCCAGCAGCUGCUGAGGAAGAGGCAUAUAGGGAACGAUAUUGUGACCAUCGUCUUCCAGGAACCGGGCGCUCUGCCAUUCACGCCCCAGAACAUCCGUUCUCACUUCCAGCAUGUCUUUGUGAUUGUUCGCGUUCACAGCCCCUGUUCCGAGAACACCUGCUACAGUGUUGCAGUGACACGCAUGAAGGACGUGCCCCCGUUUGGACCGCCCCUGCCUCUCAGCGGCGCGACCUUCCGCGACCCUGCUUCAUUCCGCUCCUUCCUCUUGGCCAAGAUCAUCAACGGCGAGAACGCUGCACACAAGUCAGAGAAGUUCCACACCAUGGCUGCUCGCACUCGUCAGGGCUACCUGCGGGACUUAGCCGAGAACUGUGCAAGCACCACACCGCUGGACACGAGCGGCAAGCUCAAUAACCUCAUCUCACUCGCCUCCAAGCGGCGUGAGAGAGUACGGGCACGCCAGGGGGCGGAGCUCGGUGCUGUCGGAGCGGUGGCCUGGCGGGUCGUGGCUCAGGAUUUCAGUGGAGGUGGAGCAGAGCUCCCGUGCGUGCUGGCCAUCUCCGCUGAGUACGUGGUGCUGGCUGACUGCUCCACAAAAGAGGUGGUGUUCAACUGCUUCUGCGCCGACGUGAUUGGCUGGACAGCCGAAAGGUUGAACUUAAAGCUCUAUUAUGGCCGAGGGGACCACGUGGCAUUGCGCGUGCCCGAGGGCGGAGCCCAGGACAUCCGAGAGGUGCUUCAGAGGCUAAAGGGGCUGACUGUCGGUUGUGAGACGGUGGACAUGACGCUCAGACGGAACGGUCUGGGACAGCUGGGUUUCCACGUGCGCUUGGACGGCACCGUUUCCGAGGUGGAGGAGUACGGCUUCGCCUGGCAGGCGGGUCUCCGGCAGGGGAGUCGAUUAGUGGAGAUCUGCAAGGUCGCCGCAGUGACCCUCACACACGACCAGAUGAUCGACCUGCUGCGCACAUCGGUCACUGUUAAAGUUGUUAUUAUCCCACCGUUUGAGGAGGGAGGAGCCCGCAGGGGCUGCACAGAGGAAUACGAGAUGAAGACCCAUGAGCAGAAAGGCGAUGCAGAGCCGAUGGGAGCGAGUUACCGUUCCAGCCAGCGAGGUCCGGCGUGGCGUUGGGAAAGUCCCCCUACAGCCCUCUCAACACAGCGCUGGACUCCUGUAGGGCCUCCGUCGGGUCCCGGCCGCACACACAAGGGCCUGGUGCCCGUUCCAUACAGAGAGCCCCAACACGUUCCUGCUAAAAGACCUGUCAGUUACCCUGAGAACCAAUACAGCGUGUCUCCAGUAGGGGCAGAUAGAAGUUUGCCCUACCGCAACCCCUCAGCCAGUUUCUCCAGCCCGGGAUCGGGCCUCGGCCCUGCAACCCUGAGCGGCCCGUUUGUCCGUUACAAACCCUCUCCAGACAGGUUCAGCUCGGCCCAGCGCUCUCUCCAGCCGUAUGACGCUCAUCUGACUCCUGAUGGAUCCAGUGGAGAUUCCUCAUCCGGCUUCACCAGCCAGGAGAGCACUAUGGAGCGCAGCAAGACAGAGCCCAUGUGGCAUGUCGCAGCUUCAUCACGGUGUACAUCCGGAAGCGGAGCACAGAGACGACAAGGUCGCCAGGAUUUACAGGGGAAGGACUCGCCAAACCGACACUCUAAGGGCGAGACGCUGUACUCCAGCCACUCCAGCAGUAACACUCUGUCUAGUAAUGCCUCCAGCAGCCACAGUGACGAGCGCUGGUUUGACACCAUGGGCGCCAGCACCUCUGGGACCCUCAGUGACCCCUGUGACCCAUGUGAUCCCUGUGACGCCGACCCCAUGGGAAAAGGAGGCUCCAGCGACAGUGGCAUUGAUGCCUCCACUCUGUACGCUCCCACCUCCAGCAGCAAAUCAGGCAAAGUGAGCCGGAGUCACGCAGGGACGCCACAUAAAAGUCUUCACUCUUCAGCCACAUACAGCGGCCUGCACGAGCUCUCUGCCCCCGCAGCCAGAGUGGGGGAGGGGCUCCAGCGAGAGUCAUCACCUGUCAUAACUGCCUCAGCCAAUCAAAGCAAGAGUUACCGCACGCGCACCUUCCCUCCACCUGGCUCAGCCAGCGCAGACAACUUCAAACCCAGAGCCUGCUACACACCUCAAGGAUUUAAGACCCCAGCUGUGCCUGACAAGCCCAGGCCUUUCCGAGCUUCCACAGUCACGCCCACGUCAGGCUCAACCCAGCUGUCCACCUCUGCCCCCAAAUCCUUAUAUCCUAAAAACAAGCAGGGUGCAUGGCAGCACGAAGAAAGCAGCCCAGCCACUAUGUCCUCAACGUCCAGCAACACAGACAGCAACAGCAACAAGCAAGUGGACAUAAACAGUAAGAACGUGUUUGGACAGCCGCGUCUGAGAGCCUCUCUGAGGGACCUGCGUUCGCCUCGCCGCCCUGUACAAAAGAGCACCAUUGAGGACGACCUGAAGAAACUCAUCAUCAUGGACACUCCAGCCGACACACCACAGGAAUCUUCUCCUCGAAAGACCCUUCAGCGGACCUUCUCAGACGAGAGUUUAUGCAGUGGACGGAGAGACUCAAGCUUUGCCAACACGCCACUUUUUGAUGGACAGGCACCAUCCAACGACCUGCUCUUCACCAGCACACUACCCACCCGUCGUCAUGGCAGCAGCACCAACCAUGGUGCCAUCUUGCCCAAUAAGAAAGUGCCAUUGUCUGCAUCAGAGCUGUCACUGACGGAGGUAAGGGAUAAAGUGCCCCCCCUGCGCAGACUCGACCCCGGCCUGAUGCCCCUUCCUGACACAGCAAGCGGUCUUGAGUGGUCGAGUCUCGUCAAUGCUGCAAAGGCAUAUGAAGUGCAAAGAGCAGUUUCUCUCUUCUCGCUGUCUGAGCCACAUAUUGGAGGAGCUGAGCUGAGACCCGUAAUAAGUCCAGUUCCCUUUCACACACCACAGACCCCUCGCACUACACCCACCUUCAGCAGUGAUGAGGCUCCUGGAGAUCUGUCAGGCCGACUGUACCACCUGGAGGUGAUGUUGAAGCAGCUGAAUAAUGAUUUAGAGAAGGAGAAGCAGGAUAAGGUGGCUUUGCUGACUGAGAUGGCUCACCUGAGGCAGAACAACCAGCGUCUUCAGGAGGAGUCACACUCGGCUAGCGAGCAACUCCGCAAGUUCAGCAAGCUCCUUUCCUCCACACCAGACAGGAAGUGAACUCUGACACGCUCUCUGUGAGGAGAGGAAGCUAAAACCACGAGCAACAGUUAGAACAGGGAGCUUACAGAUGACUCCCGUACCUACCCUAGCUGCUCACACACACACACACACACACACACACACACACGGUGUGAUGAUUACACUGCUCUUCACCUCACCUCUCUGAACACUAAGACAGAAAAAUAAGAGAGGAAAAUGACGGAGCAGAGAGAGAGGACACAAAGAACUAAUACACCUUUGAGUGGCUUUGGGACUUAAGAUCUUUCACUGGAAGAGGAAAAGAUACAGGCGUUUUUAUUUUUAAGAACUCAUGCCAAGUAAGUCCCAAUGCCUUGUCUGGGAGAGUAUGGGAUGAAUACAUUCCCUUCACGGCUAUUUUCCCAACCGUUGCUUUAUUUUUCUAAUGGACGAGUCUUAACGGACACACGGACACCAAACCUGAGCCAGUUGAACUGAGAGAUAUUCAGAUCGUACAGCUUGCAUUCAGAGAGGCCUAUUACUGUAAAUGCAGCUCUUCAGCCAAAAAGAGAGGGACUGUGGUCCUGCGCUGAGACUACACUUCCCAGCAUGCAUCACUGUAGAGCGUGCCAAGGGAAAACACGGUACUGUAGAUUUGAACUGAGAUACAAUUCUCUUGGUCUGACCCACAGGUUUUAUAUAUAUAGAUAUAUUAUAUAUACAUAUAUAUAUAUCUAGAGACAUAUACAUACUGAUUUACAGGUACACGGUACAGUCAAGUAGAUCAAGAUAUUGUCAUUUACAGAUAUUGUUGAAUAUUGAACAGAUAUUGAAACACAUGGGGGUAACACCUGACAGUAUGUGAUCCUCUGCCUAAACAUCGUAAACGAUCUUAAACGAAUGGUUCAACGAAACCCAGUUCAGUCCACAAACAGCUUGUGCUUUUGUCACUAAUGUAAAUAUCAAGUGAUGGACUUCAAUUCCAUAUUUCACCCAAAAUCGUUUCCAUAAACGCACGGCCUUCUUUAGAUGCUCGCCACACGCGUCAUCAGGCCACGUGUAAACGUAAAGGCAUUCGUCUUUUAGAAGGCAUAGUCGAUGCUUACCAAGUCCAGUCUAAUACGCGUAACUUUCGGCUUCCUGCUUUACAUAUCUGACAGGUUCAGCUUUAGGAGCUCUUUGCUUGUCAAAAUGGCAAGCUGGAAGAUUGUGGUUCCCUCAGAUUGUGUGCCCUCAUAUUGUUCUCUUUUUUUUUGUUUGUUUUUAUUUUACAGAUGUCUGUGGUGUUAAAUUGUUCUAUAAGAGUAGCUCGUAACAGUGACUGUACCUUGUAACAACUAAUUGGCUGUAAUUUUCUUUAAGAAAAUUAACGUUCUUUAACGUUCCAUUACAUUAAAUGCAACUAGAAAUAUGCAGAGAAGGUUCUAUAAUAAAAUAUAAAAAAAUAUAAUUCCAAUCGUUAUUUAGACGAGCGUUUUCGGGAUGUGCCGUCGUAGGAAAAUAAUCUGUAAACAGAUUAGGAUUAAUGUAAUCAUCAACCACAUAUCAUGCCACUUGUUUGUUGAUGAUUUUCCUGUAACAGUAUGUACCCAAGUCUUCUAUAUUUUACAUACAGCCUGGAUAAGUUAAAUGAAGAACUGGUUUUUUAUUUGGUUUUUUUUUUUUGUUUUUUUUGUAUUUGGUCAUUUUGCCAAUUCUCAGCCACUAGCAGAUUCAGUUAGACACAAGUUUAUGGAAACAAUCUUGGGUGGAAAACGAUAUGGUUGCAAUACAAGUCCAGUCCAACACUAGCUCGGCUAAGUAUCUCUCUGCUGAUCGGCUCCACUUUUGCUGAACCCUUCCUUUAAUGGCGUGACGGUCAUAUCGACGCAAACACAUCAUGACAUCAUGUACUGCAGUUCCUGUUCUCACACUGCUGGUUUCUGUGUUACCCAAGACAUAAUUCUUUGCACAGAGUCAGUACUCGUGUUAUUCUUCUUACAGUGUCUUCCCCCAAAAGUACUGUACUUCUUAAUGACUAAACGUGAUUGUAGAAUAAAUAAUCAGUCAUGGCAUCUCAGUCUCCAGCCCCGCACGUGGUGUCUGGCAGGACUCGUUCCUGGAGACGUGUUCCUUCUUAAAGCAUCGCUAUCACUACUGUACAGAAUUACUAUGGUAACAGAGUUACUGUAAAACACAGGACCAAUUAGAGCAAAUGCUCCUAGAACUGUGAUGCUCAUCUCGUUUUCCCCUUUCCACGCUUUGGCGUUGCACUGUGUGUAAACUUCAGCUUCGUCGCCCAACAGAGACGCUGUAUGUCUGUAUGCAACAGAGACACAACAGCGCCUGCGCUUGUCCAGCAGAGCCUUCCACACAUAAUCUAUUUUUCUAUUUACCUCUCGGUUUAGGCGUAUCAGGUGACACGACUGUUGGCUGUUUUUAAAAACCAAGAACAAACAGAUCCAUGUCUGGGUUAAUGCACUUGUAGGUUUCCUCAUCCCCUGCACUGUAAGGAGAUUAGUCACUCUUCAUGAGGCUUUUUUGUUAGCAUUAGAGCAGUUUAAAGCGUUACAGUAAUUAAAUUAGGUUUGAUCCAGAACAGAACCGAUCCAGAUAGCUCCUUAGCUGUCAUUAGGUACUUCUGUAUAUACAAGCUUUAAUAUGACAUACUGAACCGACGCAUCCCCGACUGUCCCUUUAAUCUGGUCUAACUGGAAAACAUUAUCUCAUUUCUCAGGACUCAAUUCACCCUCGAUGGCCUGAACUAUUUAUUUUAUUUAUUAAUGCGUCGGCCAGAGGGUGGCGUUAUGUUUUAUAUUCUAUACUUAAUUAAAAGAGUUAAAACACACACACACACACACACACACACACACCUGGAGAGAGCUGUUUAGGAAAAACCCACCCUGAAGCACUUGAUCAAUAAUCUGGCAUCCAAGAUGUAUUUUAUAACAACAUUCAGUCAGUCGGUUUCCUACAUUACUCACAAUGCCGUUCGAUUACCUGCUGAUUAGUUUGGCGAGAUUUAGCCCUAACUUCAGCCCUGCUUGAGGAGAUCGAUGCAGCAAUGUCUGAACCCUUUAGUGUGUCCAGCUCAGGCAGAUCACACUCAUCAUCUCGUACCUCUGCACAACUCCGUUGCACCAACGUCUUUUCUUCUACAUUGGACUCCUCGUUUUUAUGAUUUUGAACAUCUCUGGAAAAAGGUGUCUAAUAACAUACUCUUAUGUUUUUAGUAGAUAACAGCAAACCUAAACGUUUAAUCAGUGCUUUAUUUUAAAAUCAUUUGAGCCAUCGAGAGCCAUGUCUCAAAAUGUAUAAUUAUGCACUAUAUUCUUCGCCGUUUUGUAGUGUAAAAAAGUGUGUAAAUAGUAGUGCGGGAUGAGCCGAUGCCACUCCUGUGAUCAAGACAUCUUACGACUGACUAUCUUUUAAAUUAGUCCAAGCUCUGGUUAAGACUCUGGGUCGUUGAUUAGAAAGUUGGACCCGAUUGUUGGGCCCUUAAGCAACCUCUCUGACUCCAACAUCCUAAUCUUGGACAUGCAAAUAUAAUGUUAUGUGUGGCAUUAAUAAAGGCUUGAAUAAAGCUAGCUGUGUCACUUUAUGUUUAACCUUUAACAUGAUUUGAUAUCGAAACAUUUGAAGCAAUGCCACCCUUCUAAAGUUCAUACACGAGUUGCUAGAGUACAUUUGGGACGCAGCUCUCGUCUCCCUGUGACAUCAGCAUGGCAAUCAACCCCUCACUCUGCACAUGACUAACAAACCAAAAUCACCAACUCAUAUAACCCUAUUGAGUGUGUUUCAGGGUGGAGCUUUCCUUUAAAAACACUCAGUGAUACAGUUCAGAGAUACAACUUUUUUUUUUUAACGUGACUAAACUGGAGCAUUUCUAAAUUUCUCGUCAUGGAUAAAAUAAAAAGCAUAGACUUAUGAUAAAGCCUGGGACUUUUGUAAGUCUUUCUCCAUCGCCACUCGUUAUCCCGGUCAGCCUUCUUCAUUCUCACUAAACGCCAACAUCAGGUCAUCUUCUCCUCAAAAGCUACACUCACGGACUCACGUGAAUCUCUGCGUGCCGAUCAUACGCACCAUCGGCUGUCUUAAUUCUUUGGUUUGUUUGACGGUGGAGGUGUUUUUAAUGUUUUCAUUUAAUUUGAACUUUUAAGCUACGAGUGAUCUACAGUUCGCUGAACCUGUGCACACAAAUUAAUCAUUAAACUGUAGUCCAGCUGUAAAACUUGCUGUGGUAUGUGUACAAAUUUGGAUUAUUUAUUUAGGAUCUCUCUCUAUUGCUCUUUCCUUCUCUCUCAGACACGUCAGCCAUUUUUCAGUGAAAUAAAAAGAAUUUUGGUUGAUUUUUUUUUUUUUUUUUGUUAUAAAUAAGUUAUACCUGACAUUUGAUUUCUAUACUUUUGUACAUUGCUCGAUUUUCAUGAUUUAAAUUUUUUUUUUCAUUUGUUUUAAUUUUUUUUUCCUCGUAUGUUUCCAUGCUCGGUUUUGAUUUAUGCCUCGUAAAAUCUGAUAACUGAUUUAUCUUUCAGUUUCUCUUGGGAACCUCAUACUGAUGAGUGUACAUUUAUUACGUGUAAAUUAUGUUUUCAAUAUUUUAUAAAAAAAACAACAAAAAAACUAUAUAUAUAAAUAUAUAUAUUAAAAAUAUUUCUGAUUGAAUCUUUGCUUUGCAUGUGUGAACAUUAAUGUGAACACCUAGAGUGCACUUUGAUGUUUGUAGGACACAUGAACAGGGUUUUUUUCUAAAGGAGAUUUUGUUUCAAGAAAAACCGAGAUGAUUUUUAUUAAAGUGUCUGAUGUAAAAUGAAAGAUUAUGGACAGUCAGACAGGAAGGUCCAGUUUCUAUUAAAAACUUUCAAUGAA